Trifolium pratense (red clover) is the source of this 1109-nucleotide messenger RNA. RefSeq names its product GDSL esterase/lipase CPRD49-like. The record is from RefSeq and is a predicted model, not a curated record. Lineage: Eukaryota; Viridiplantae; Streptophyta; Magnoliopsida; Fabales; Fabaceae. Bases 53 to 820 code for a protein of 255 amino acids. The transcript is spliced from 6 exons.
UAUAUAUAUGUAUCAUUGUGUUUGUUGAGAGAAAAGAUAAGUUAGGAUCAAUAUGACUACAAGGCCUCAAUUUGUAUUGUUUGGUUCUUCCAUUGUUCAAUUCAAUCAUUAUGGUGAAGGUUGGGGAGCUACUCUUGCUCACUUGUAUGCUCGUAAGGCAGAUAUAGUUUUGCGGGGAUAUGCUUCUUGGAAUUCAAGGCGCGCUCUUCAAGUUGUGGAUAAUCUUUUUCCUAAGAAUUCCAUUUCUGAGCCACCAGCAUUGGUGAUUGUGUACUUUGGUGGUAAUGAUUCUCUUCUUCCCCAUCCAAGUGGCCUUGGGCCUCAUGUACCAAUUGAGGAAUAUAUAGAAAAUAUGAGGAACAUUGCUAACCAUCUAAAGACACAUUCAGAGAAGACUCGCCUUAUAUUUCUCAGUACUCCUCCUGUCAACGAGGGACAAAUAAUAGGCAACAUCGAUGAAUUCGGGAGAGCAAAAAGGUCAAAUGCAACUCGGCGAAUAUAUUCAGAAGCAUGUUUAAAGAUAUGUAAUGAGUUGAAUAUCAAGGCGAUUGAUUUGUGGUCUGCGAUUCAGAAAAGAGAAGAUUGGGAAGAUGUUUGUUUCAUUGAUGGAGUUCAUUUCUCAGCUGAGGGGAGUAAAAUAGUGUCAAAGGAAAUAUUGAGGGUUAUCAAAGAAGAGUGGGAAACAAGUCUAUACUGGAAAACAAUGCCGGUUGAAUUCGGAGAAGAUUCACCAUAUGAUCCGGUUCAUCCUGAUGGAACAUCAACUGUUAAUGUCUCCAAUGUGCCAUUUCCUGAAGAUGAAGACUGGGAGUGGGAGUAAACUCGUGUCCCUGAUUCAAGGAUCAUUAGAGAAAUGUUGUGCCUAAUGAAAUAGGACAGUCUUCAAUUUUACAUGUUCAAUAAUAAAUGUGUGAUUGUACACCAUGGUUUUUCACCAUACGAAUAGUGAAAUUUGAUUUGGUUUGUGCUUUAAUUGAGGCAAUUGUUGUGCCUAAGAAUUUGUGGUAUAUAGUCUUUAAUUUUUACUUUGCUCAAUAAUAAAUUGGUGAUCAUUACUUGAUCAUUGUUUUUCACUGUGAGAAAUAAAAUUUGUUACCCUGUUAUGCAAA